Penicillium malachiteum is the source of this 1338-nucleotide messenger RNA. RefSeq lists its product as uncharacterized. Bases 1 to 1338 code for a protein of 445 amino acids. The record is from RefSeq and is a predicted model, not a curated record. NCBI's taxonomy places the organism in Eukaryota, Fungi, Ascomycota, Eurotiomycetes, Eurotiales, Aspergillaceae. Gene Ontology annotation, molecular function: polygalacturonase activity. The transcript has a single exon. Gene Ontology annotation, biological process: carbohydrate metabolic process.
AUGAAUUUAUGGUUCCUUGCAUUUUGUCUCCCUCUGGUAAACGCCUGGGUCGUUAACCAUGGAACAACAUGCAUUCUAUACCCCGAGGCUCUCGUUCACAACGGACAACCUGUGGAUGACUCUCCAUCAAUCCAACAAGCCUUUGACAUGUGUGGAACAAAUGGCACAGUCAUUUUCUCCGAUAACCUAUUCCACGUCAACACCGUCCUCAACACAACCAACCUAUUGAACUGCGAUGUCCAUCUCCGCGGCGAACUACGCUUCUCAACCAACAUCCCUUACUGGAGAACCCAUGCUAUCAGCGUCGUUCUACAAGACCAAGUGACUGCUUGGCUCUUUGGUGGUGAGAAUGUGAACUUCUACGGAGAAGGUGGUUUCUACAAUGGCCAGGGUCAAGCCUGGUAUGAUGCCAACAGGAACGAGUCCAACCAGCCUGGUCGUCCUAUGAGUAUCACAUUCUACAACUCAACCAACCUCCUCGUUGAUCGUUUGCGUAUCAUCCAGCCACAGUUCUGGGCUACGUUUGUCUGGGAUAGCAAGAAUGUCUCUGUUACGAAUCUAUUCGUUAAUGCUACCAGUAACAGCAAAUGGGGUACUAUGAAUACCGAUGGUUAUGAUUCCUGGAAGAGCGAUCAGCUUCUUGUUGAGAAUGCUACUAUCAUCAACGGCGACGACUGUAUCGCCGCUAAGGGAAAUACUACAAAUCUACAUGUGAAGAACGUCUACUGUGAAGGUGGAACUGGAAUUACGAUUGGAUCCAUUGGUCAAUACCCCGAGAGCCCGGAUUACAAUCUCAAUACUACAUUUGAGAAUGUGAAGGUUGUGAACUCGAUGGAUGGAGCCUAUGUGAAGACAUGGCAGGGAACACGGAUCUAUACUCCUAGUAACGGUGACUGGGGUGGUGGUGGGAAGGGUCUGGUGAAGAACGUUACCUUCCGGAACUUCGAGAUGGUGAACGUCGGACUUCCAAUUCAGAUGUCACAGUGUGUGUACUCGGAUGAUUCAAACAAGGGCUGCAAUACCUCAAAGUUGCAGAUUGAGGAUGUUCAUUGGGAGAAUAUUCAUGGAACCUCACGAUUCAAUAUCGCUUCGUCCAUCUACUGUUCUGAUGAGCGUCCUUGUCCCAAUAUCACAUUCUCCAAUGUGAACAUCACUGGCGUGAACACGACACGUCACUUGCCCUACUACGACACCGAUAUUCAGCAUGAGAUCUUCCAGUGCACGAAUAUUAUCGGUGUGAACAGCUCUGGCAUUCCUUGCAACCAAGCUGCGCCAAGCAAUUUCAGCCAGUGGAUCUAUGGAAAUGUCGAUAGUUCAGGUCUGGCGACUUUGACUUGA